Molecule: messenger RNA, 447 nt
Organism: Penicillium lagena
Lineage: Eukaryota; Fungi; Ascomycota; Eurotiomycetes; Eurotiales; Aspergillaceae
Exons: 2
Coding region: 1-447 (148 amino acids)
Source: RefSeq, a predicted model, not a curated record
AUGGGCAAUUCUCCAGAGCAUGUACAUCAGGUCUGCGGAGCAACGCGGGAUGAGAUUGAGCUGAGCGGUGACGGUUUUGUGUUAUUCAAUCAAUUGAUUGAUACGAUGGCGCCUGCAAGGAAAAACCCAGGGGCAAAAAAAUGCCUCACGAUCUACGCCCAAGCUCCGGGUAAAAAGCGCGGCGCACGCCGGACAUCGGGGCGGACAACCAUCAAGCAGCGAUGUGGCAGGCGGGCGAUCGGCCCCGGUGGGGACCGCGAUGAUUUCUUCGUGCGGUCCACACCGGUGAGUUUGAUUCAGACGAGUGGUGGAAUUAAAUGGGGGGAGGUUCCCCAUCCCACUAGCUACUGUAAGGCACACAGCGGCUCUGCCAAGUCGACCAACAAUGCCCGCCGAGAGAAUGGCCGUGGGAUGCAGUGGAUAACACCGCCUGGGCAUGCAUCAUAA